CUUUCAUAUCUGAGAAGAAAAUGUACAAAACCCUAUGUGGCACACAGCUCCUACUGGCCAUCUUUGUCCUGUUUCUGAACUUCAGCCAUGCAACUGCAAAAGGAACCAGGGGACCUAUGGAAAUUUUUAAGAAAAACUUCAUGGAAAAGAACAAACUGAAUGAUGUAUAUGAUAUCUUCAAAUUUCUUUACAACAAGUUCAGUCAUGACACAUAUCUCAGCAACAUAAAAAAUCAGUCAUUCACCAUGAACACAUGGGGAUUUGGUGAAAUUGAAGUGGUUAAAACCAAAUGUAGAAAGAUUGACUCUGACUUCUACAAAUGUUCUUUCCAGUGGGAAUUCUGUAACAUAAAGCGGACUCCUGGAGUAACAAUAUACUAUAUAACAUUGCCUGGAAGUGUCAGAUGCAGGAAGCUCCUAUCUAAACUGGUCAACUGUCCCUUCGAAGAACAAACAGAACAGCUGAAGAGAGAAAUAUGCUACUUUCAACUGUAUCCUGAUUAUAUUGAGCAAAAUAUACGUUCUGUAAGAUUCAAUUGUUAUACCAAAUGAGACUCUGGGACUGACUGGGCUGUUACCCACCACUUGCAGACGUUGAUUCUAGUUCUGGACCUCUAAUAUGGAAUCACCCUUCAGUCUGGAUGCCAGGAGUCGCAGAGACAUGCAGUCUAGUUAUGUACACCUGAACAAUUGUCUUCAUUUUACCUUUCACACACUUCUUUUAAAUAAACCAUUGUAAGCCAGCCAUGACAAACCUAUACUUUGCUCAAUAAAAGUACUGCCAUUCAUCUUGAAUUGUCUGGGAACAACUGCCUUGUAGGUAGAUGGAAUCAAAUGCAAAGAACCGUGAGGCUCUUAUCAACAAGACUGUGUCAAGUAUGCUGUAUUCUCUGUGAUAAUAUCCACAUUUCAUAGGCACAUGUAGUUCCUUCCGUAUAAAUGAAGAUUCUGACUUUCUACAUAAGAAGAUCAAAAUAUAGUAGAUAAUAUUCUAUCUCAAGGAAGAUAUGCACUGUAGUUAACAGAAAAGUUACAGUUACAUAUAACUGACUCAUGUGGUUGUCUAACAUUCACAACAUCCCAGCCAGCCCUUUGUUACUAUCCUUCUAUCUAUAGCUCAAGGAAUCACAGUGAAUACCUCACAGGGUUGACUUUGUAUCAGAUCUGUUGUUUUAAACAUUUAGAGGAAAAGAAUAAUCUCUCUUCUGGAUAGGAGAAUGUAAAACUAGUGUUCUCUGGGAGAAAAUCUCAGGUUGUAUGCACAGAACUAAUGAGCUAGAUAGUACAUCCUAUAUAGUACAUAUCACAGAUGUGUUAUAUAUAAAUAUGCAUGCUGAUUCUAUUUUUAAAUUUUAAGAAUUAUACAUGAUCUGAGGAUGCUGAAGGGAAAAUGUAUAUUCUGUGCCCAUAUGGAUGUCUAAAUUAAAAUCAUACAAUUAAA
Molecule: messenger RNA, 1440 nt
Organism: Rattus norvegicus (Norway rat)
Lineage: Eukaryota; Metazoa; Chordata; Mammalia; Rodentia; Muridae
Gene: P22k15
Product: cystatin related protein 2
Exons: 4
Coding region: 21-551 (176 amino acids)
Molecular function (GO): cysteine-type endopeptidase inhibitor activity
Source: RefSeq, marked provisional